This is a messenger RNA of Perognathus longimembris pacificus (Pacific pocket mouse), 2073 nucleotides long. It is a transcript of the gene Znf8, whose product is annotated as zinc finger protein 8. Gene Ontology annotation, biological process: regulation of transcription by RNA polymerase II. The record is from RefSeq and is a predicted model, not a curated record. Bases 105 to 1829 code for a protein of 574 amino acids. Gene Ontology annotation, molecular function: RNA polymerase II cis-regulatory region sequence-specific DNA binding; DNA-binding transcription factor activity, RNA polymerase II-specific. Lineage: Eukaryota; Metazoa; Chordata; Mammalia; Rodentia; Heteromyidae. The transcript has 4 exons.
CAUUGUCUGGACAGCCGCUGGUCCGGUGGUCCCCCGCGGUGGGGGCGGCGGCGUGUUAGCUUGAGGGUCGCUCUGGGUGUCUGUGCUCGACCCACCGGCCCGGGAUGGACCCCGAGGACAGAGCGGCCGUGGUGACAAUGGCCGUGCCUCCGCCGGCUGCACGGCUUCAGGAGCCAGUGACCUUCCGGGAUGUAGCUGUGGACUUCACCCAGGAGGAAUGGGGACAGCUAGACUCUACCCAGAGAACACUGUAUCGUGAGGUGAUGUUGGAGACCUUCCGGCACCUUCUGUCUGUGGGUCCUGAGCUUCCCAAACCCGAAGUCAUCUCUCAGCUGGAGAAAGGAGCUGAGCUAUGGGUGGAGCGAGGAGUCACCCAGAGCUGUCAUCCAGGUUGGGCACUUGGACCAGAAGGCUUCAUGUUCCUCAAGUCUCAGGACCUUCCUGAGGAGGAGCCAUCCCCUGGCACAGAAAGGAAAGAGUUCCCAAAAGAGCCUCCAUGGCCUUCCAUGACAGUGGGAGCCUCGGAGAGUGAGGGUCGGCCCCAGUCUCUGUGUCAAGACCCAAGUAACUUGCAGCAGUUGGAAUUUGGCCUCAAAGAUGAAGCCGUUCAAAAUCAAAACUAUGACGGUCACAGACUUGGGGGAAACUGUGUCCUGCGUUCCAACCUAGAUCAAUUCCUAGAGAUUUCUAGGAGAGAACAUUUCUGUACUUAUGACUCACAAGUUAAAGACUCUGAAUGUAACUCAAGCUUAGUCAGUCAGCAGCAGAUAGGCCUCCCAGGAGCACAGGCUUGUGACUACAGACAGUGUCACAAAGCCACCGAGCAGACUGUCCCUGGGACAGAACUCACAAGGAGCCCCAUGCAGGAUAAACCCUACAAGUGCACUGACUGUGGAAAGUCAUUUAACCACAAUGCGCACCUCACGGUACACAAGAGGAUUCAUACAGGAGAGAGACCUUACAUGUGCAAAGAGUGUGGGAAAGCCUUCAGCCAGAACUCCUCCCUUGUUCAACACCAGCGAAUCCACACUGGAGACAAGCCCUAUAAGUGUGCUGAAUGUGGGAAGUCUUUCUGCCAUAGUACACAUCUCACAGUCCACCGGAGAAUUCACACCGGAGAAAAGCCUUAUGAGUGUCAGGACUGUGGGAGGGCCUUCAAUCAGAACUCGUCACUUGGCCGGCACAGAAGGACACACACUGGAGAGAAGCCGUACACCUGCAGUGUUUGUGGAAAGUCCUUCUCUCGGACCACCUGUCUCUUCUUGCACCUACGGACUCACACGGAGGAGAGGCCCUAUGAGUGUAACCACUGUGGGAAGGGCUUCCGGCACAGCUCCUCCCUGGCGCAGCAUCAGCGAAAACAUGCUGGGGAGAAGCCCUAUGAGUGCCAACAGCGGAUGAUUUUUGAGCAGACGCCAGCUUUCACAAAGCAUGAGUGGACAGAAACCAUUGGCUGUGCCUCACCUCUGAGUCAGGAUGAGAAAACUCACCAGAGUGACAGACCCUUUAAAUGUCAUCAGUGUGGGAAGUGCUUCAUUCAGAGCUCUCACCUCAUUCGACAUCAGGUAACGCACAGCAGAGAGGAACCCCACGGGCGUACAAGAAGACGUGAACGGUCCUGUGCUCAGAACACCCAGCUUGUUCAGCAGCAGCAGCCCAAUUCAGGAGAGGACCCAGGGGGUCAGGCAAAAGCAGGACAGCCAGCAAGCAAGGCUCUGGCCUUGUUUGACAUCCAUGAAAUCAUGCAGCAGAAAAAUCCUGUUCAUGUUAUUGGGGUAGAGCAUCCCGUAGGUGCUUCCAGGCUACUUGACAUCAAAGACUCAACGUAGGAGUUCUUCAGAAAACAUUUGAACCACAGGUGCACAUGUGGUAAGUCCACAGGGCGUAUUAGUGGCAAGAAAGGCUGGAGCAGAAAUGGCUUAGUGACUCUUGGCAUCAUAUGUAAGUGGUGCAUCCUAGACACCUGAGGUUGGCGGUUCCCAAAUCUGUCAGACCCACUGCCCACUUUGUAGCAGAUGUCUGUGUGUGUGCAUCCACAUGCACAUGGGUGCCAGUCCUGGGGCUUAAACUCAG